AUGAAAACUCUCUCAAGAUCUGUUUUUUUUUUUGUAGAUCUGCUUGCGGCCACAGUCGUUGGGUUUGUUCAUGACCCAGAUUCAUCGGCUUACGCUCGAUUCGUCGCUGUACAUCCAUCCUCGACCGGUCUUAUCUCCGAUGGAAUCGACGGUGGAAAUCUCGGCUCCGGAUCGGUUAUCAAGACGGUUGUUUCGGCUCCUCCGGAUGAAGAGAAAGAGGAAGCUUGUGAACAGACCUACGGGUUUAUGCCGUGUACUAAGACGGCGCUUGGAAACGUGUUUUUGAUUUUGGUUUAUGGAUUUCUCAUGUUCACGGCGGCGACGUAUCUCUCUGCCAGAAGUGAGCUUCUACUUAAGAUCCUUGGCCCUGGAAUCGUCGGUGGUUUGUUUCUUCCGAUGCUCGGCGCGCUUCCUGACGCUAUGCUUAUUAUGGUGUCUGGACUUUCUGGAGACGCAGCAACUGCUCAAAGCCAAGUCUCUGUGGGAAUGGGUUUGCUCGCUGGCUCCACCGUUAUGCUCCUCACUGUAAUCUGGGGAACUUGCACUGUGGUUGGCAAGUGUGACCUUCGUGAUACAAUUGCUGUAAAAAACCAAGACACUAAACGCUUCAGUCUUAAAGAUUCUGGUGUAACUGUUGAUGUUUGGACCAGCUAUGCUGCAAGGAUAAUGGCUAUAUUGGUUAUUCCGUUUGUCAUUGUCCAGCUUCCACAGAUGUUGGACUCAACGAUUGGAGCAACGAUAGGCCAUUCGAUAUCUGAAAACACAAGCAAACACAUUCCCACAUAA
Molecule: messenger RNA, 786 nt
Organism: Eutrema salsugineum
Lineage: Eukaryota; Viridiplantae; Streptophyta; Magnoliopsida; Brassicales; Brassicaceae
Product: sodium/calcium exchanger NCL
Exons: 3
Coding region: 1-786 (261 amino acids)
Biological process (GO): calcium ion transmembrane transport; intracellular calcium ion homeostasis
Cellular component (GO): membrane
Molecular function (GO): calcium:proton antiporter activity
Source: RefSeq, a predicted model, not a curated record